AUGUCAGACAGAACAAUACGGCGGCGGCUGGAUUCUUCGGAUCGGCAGAUCACGCCGCCGCCGGCGCAGCUGCCGGACGACCUGAUCCACUACAGCAUCCUCGCCCGCCUCCCCUUCCGGCUGCUCCUCCGCCUCGCCCCCGUCUGCAAGGCGUGGCGCCACCUCAUCCUCCACGACCCCGUCUUCGCCCCCGUGCAGGCGCAGUGCCCCUCGCCGGCCUCCGGCGUCCUCGCCCGCUUCCACCAGGGCCGGCUCGAGGUCCUCACCCCCGGAGCCGCGGCCGCCUCCGUCGCCCCGCCGGAGGCCGGCCUCUCCUUCUUGCCCGUCGUCGACGCGCACCGGCAGCACCUCCGGCUCUGCUCCACCACGAGCGGCCUUCUUCUGGUCACCACCGGCAGCACCUUCUGGGUCGUCAACCCCGCGACCCGCGCGUUCCGUGAGAUCCCCUACGCCGGCGAGGGCGCCUUCAGGGCGUGCCUCGCGUACGACCCGGCGACGGCGCACCAGGAAAGCUACCACCUCGUCGUCCCCGCCCGGGUAAACAUGGAGCUGUGGAGGUUCUGGAUCUUCUCCUUCUCGUCGCUCUCGCGCGGAUGGCGCGCGUCAUGGGCGACCGUGCGGAUGCCGCCGUACGGCGGUGUGCAGCCCAAGGCUUUACAACUGGGCGGGCUCUCGUACUGGCUUUGCAACCGGGGCGACGUGCUCUGGUACAACUACGGCGCCGACGCGGCGGGCAAGCUGCCGCCGCCGCCGCAUGGGAAGAAGAGGCCGUCCUCCCUGGUCGACGGAGGAGGGUACAUGGAGGGCAGCAGGGAGCUGGUGGCGUGGCGCGGGAGGAUCGCGAUGGUGUCAGCGAGCCCCACCCUGCUGGCCGUGUGGGCGCUGUCGUCGUCGCCCUCCUCGGGCAAUGCCUCGCUGACGCGGUGGGAGAUGGUGCACCGGAGGAGCUGGGACGAAAUCCCUGGCAUGGCGCCCCCCGCGUCGCGCUUCCUGUGGUCGGUGGUGCCGGCGGGAGUGGACGUCGGCGCGGAGGUCUUGGGCCUGGCGGUGCGGAUCGGGUACAGGCAGCGCCGCGGCCACGGCGUGGGUGGUGGUGUUGACAACGAGAAUGUGUGGCGUCGCGAGGUGUUGCGGUACGACAUGCGUACCGACGCCACGGCCACGGUGGCGGAACUGGUCGGCAGGGAGAAGCACGACGACUUCGUCGUCUUCGGCUACCACUCCAGCAUGGCGCCAUUGUACUAGCAGCUAAUUAAAACCUCUCCAUCUCCAUCUCAAGGUUUUUUCUGACAGUAAUUUGAUGGAACUCGAUCAUCGCAGGUACUCAUGGUAUUCUGGAUAUUUCACUUUUCAGCUAUCUAUCUA
This is a messenger RNA of Triticum dicoccoides, 1365 nucleotides long. RefSeq lists its product as uncharacterized. Gene Ontology annotation, molecular function: protein binding. The record is from RefSeq and is a predicted model, not a curated record. The transcript has a single exon. NCBI's taxonomy places the organism in Eukaryota, Viridiplantae, Streptophyta, Magnoliopsida, Poales, Poaceae. Bases 1 to 1245 code for a protein of 414 amino acids.